Molecule: messenger RNA, 8048 nt
Organism: Peromyscus eremicus (cactus mouse)
Lineage: Eukaryota; Metazoa; Chordata; Mammalia; Rodentia; Cricetidae
Gene: Tulp4
Product: TUB like protein 4
Exons: 14
Coding region: 1432-6075 (1547 amino acids)
Molecular function (GO): protein binding
Source: RefSeq, a predicted model, not a curated record
GUGGGUAAAGCAGGUUUGCAGAGGCAAACGUCGCAGAGAGUAAGCUCAAGAAUACCUCUCCAGCUUGGAGAAGGAGCAGACUUGAACACUCUGGACUGAAACUCAGUGACUUUUACUGUGCUUGUGGCUCAAGUGACGGGACAGAUCUGAAAAGGAACAGGUUCCUUUGUGUCUUUAGCUAACUAUUGGACAAUUUUUUAUUUAUUGUUUAUCUUUUUUCUUUUCUGCAUAUAUAAGGUAUUUUAAAAUACUAAUUGGAACUGUCAGUUACAAAAUAAAUAUCAAGGAAACCCCUUUCUUGGUCUAAAGGUAUGUGAACAGGCUUGAAUGUGAACAGGAAGGUGCCAUUCAGCCAAGUGCGGAGCUGCUCUCAAGAGAUGCUACAGCUCGGGGGACUCUGAUACACACUUGGGUGAAUGGCUUCAAGACUUGCAUAUGACAGGAAGAUUAUUUAGUGGACUUAAUUCAAAGACUGCUUUUUUUUUUUCAUCAAAAUAGAAUAAUACAUGAUCUUUAGGAGCAGAAAAGCAGAGAAACGAGUUUAAGGAGAAACAAACUCGUGCAGCCUCUCUGUCAGCAAGGACAAAGAAAGCACUUGGUCCAGUCUGAAGCUCUAUCCUCUACCUCUGCUGAGGAGAGGGGCUUUGCUCCCGUCCCUAUGGCACUGAGGAGUGCUCCAACCAACGGAGGAGUCAUUGUAGGGAGCCCCGUGUUCCUAGGGACACAGGGCCAGUCUUGGAGACAGAAAACUUCUGAUUGUGAACAGUGGGAAAAAGUGUUUUUCUUCCUAAAAUUUGGGCUGCUGUCUGCACACGAGCUCCAGUCUGAUUUUGCACGUUAGUGUGCCUUUUCUCUUAUGCAAGCUUUUCAGCUACACAGCAGAAAUUUGUCUAGUUCAGAAAAUGUGCCAGAGAGUGGCUUCAGAAGGAAGAUGAUCUUGUAUUGUCUGCAUUUGACCUUUUGAAUAGAAAAUUCCAGUUAGAGGGAUUCUUACUGCCUUAAGUUACUUGAAAUCUAUGUGUUCGCAACCCUUUAUCUCUGGAAUCACAUUACACAAAACUGGAAGCUCAGGCUGAGAAUAACCAAACUGAGUAAAGGCGAAGAGAACUGGUUCUCCAUCACUACUUACUAACAGCUCUUUCUCCAAAGGAUUGGCAUGUUUUUCCCCUGAGAACUUGAAAAUGGAAAUGGACCCCAUGUGUUUUUAGGCAUUGCCUUUCUUAGCAGACUGAUGAUAUCUUUUAUAGAGGUAUUUUUUUCACUAUGCAUUUGGUGGAUCUUUAUAAAAUACUGACCUAAUUAGACUCUAGAUCAGUUGUAACUAAAGGAGAAAACCAAACCAACCGAGUUCAGCCACAAAAAUAAGCCAAUGAAAGAACUUGGUUUGAAAUUCUCAGUACUUUUGAAGUGAAAUAAUUCAUUGAAAAAAGUAUGUAUGCAGCAGUGGAACAUGGGCCUGUGCUUUGCAGUGACUCCAACAUCCUCUGCCUGUCCUGGAAAGGGCGUGUGCCCAAGAGUGAGAAGGAGAAGCCUGUGUGUAGAAGACGAUACUAUGAAGAAGGGUGGUUGGCCACAGGCAAUGGGCGAGGUGUGGUGGGGGUGACUUUCACCUCUAGCCACUGUCGCAGAGAUAGGAGUACGCCACAGAGGAUAAACUUCAACCUGCGAGGCCACAACAGUGAGGUUGUGCUGGUGAGAUGGAAUGAGCCAUACCAGAAAUUGGCCACAUGUGAUGCAGAUGGAGGAAUAUUUGUAUGGAUUCAGUAUGAAGGCAGGUGGUCUGUGGAACUGGUCAAUGACCGUGGGGCUCAGGUGAGUGACUUCACAUGGAGCCAUGAUGGGACUCAAGCACUUAUUUCAUACCGUGACGGGUUUGUCCUGGUCGGUUCUGUCAGUGGACAAAGACACUGGUCAUCUGAAAUCAACUUGGAAAGCCAGAUCACAUGUGGUAUAUGGACUCCUGAUGACCAGCAGGUGUUGUUCGGCACAGCAGAUGGACAGGUGAUCGUCAUGGACUGCCAUGGUAGAAUGCUGGCCCAUGUCCUUUUGCACGAGUCCGAUGGCAUCCUCAGCAUGUCCUGGAAUUAUCCCAUCUUCCUGGUGGAGGACAGCAGUGAGAGUGACACGGACUCAGAUGAUUAUUCCCCGCCCCAAGAUGGUCCUGCGGCAUACCCCAUCCCUGUGCAGAACAUCAAGCCUCUGCUCACUGUCAGCUUCACCUCGGGAGACAUCAGCUUAAUGAACAACUAUGAUGACUUGUCCCCCACUGUCAUCCGUUCAGGGCUAAAAGAGGUGGUGGCCCAGUGGUGUACACAGGGAGACUUACUGGCAGUUGCUGGGAUGGAGCAGCAACCCCAGCUCAGCGAGCUGCCCAAUGGUCCUCUUCUGAAGAGUGCCAUGGUCAAGUUCUACAAUGUUAGAGGGGAGCACAUCUUCACGCUGGACACGCUUGUGCAGCGCCCCAUCAUCUCCAUUUGUUGGGGCCAUCGGGACUCCCGGCUGCUUAUGGCCUCAGGACCAGCCCUGUACGUGGUUCGAGUAGAGCACCGAGUGUCCAGCCUCCAGCUGCUGUGCCAGCAGGCCAUCGCCAGCACCCUUCGAGAGGAUAAGGACGUCAGCAAGCUGACCUUGCCCCCUCGACUCUGCUCCUACCUGUCCACUGCCUUCAUUCCCACCAUCAAGCCCCCGAUUCCAGACCCCAACAACAUGCGAGACUUUGUCAGCUACCCCUCAGCUGGCAAUGAGCGGCUGCACUGCACCAUGAAACGUACAGAGGAUGACCCAGAGGUCGGUGGGCCCUGCUACACACUCUACCUGGAGUACCUGGGAGGACUCGUGCCUAUUCUCAAGGGGAGGCGCAUUAGCAAGCUGAGGCCAGAGUUUGUCAUCAUGGACCCUCGGACAGACAGCAAGUCAGAUGAGAUCUAUGGGAACAGCUUGAUUUCUACCGUGAUUGACAGCUGUAACUGCUCAGACUCCAGCGACAUUGAACUGAGUGAUGACUGGGCUGCCAAGAAGUCUCCCAAAAUUUCCAGAGCUAGCAAAUCGCCCAAACUUCCAAGGAUCAGCAUCGAGGCCCGUAAGUCACCCAAGCUGCCCCGGGCUGCUCAAGAGAUUUCUCGGUCUCCCCGAUUGCCCAUGCGCAAGCCCUCCAUGGGCUCGCCCAGCCUGACUCGGAGAGAGUUUCCUUUUGAGGACAUCACUCAGCACAACUAUCUUGCUCAGGUCACAUCUAAUAUCUGGGGAACCAAAUUUAAGAUUGUGGGCUUGGCCGCGUUCCUGCCAACCAACCUCGGUGCAGUAAUCUAUAAAACCAGCCUGCUGCAUCUCCAGCCACGGCAGAUGACCAUUUAUCUCCCAGAAGUUAGGAAGAUUUCCAUGGACUAUAUUAACCUACCUGUCUUCAACCCAAAUGUUUUCAGUGAAGAUGAGGACGAUUUACCAGUUACUGGAGCGUCGGGUGUCCCUGAAAACAACCCACCUUGUACCGUGAACAUCCCUAUUGCACCAAUCCACAGCUCAGCUCAAGCUCUGUCCCCCACACAGAGCAUAGGGCUGGUGCAGUCCCUGCUGGCCAAUCAAAAUGUGCAGCUGGAUGUCUUGACCAAUCAGACAACAGCUGUGGGGGCAGCAGAGCAUGCAGGUGACGCUGCCACCCAAUACCCAGUUUCCAGUCGCUACUCCAAUCCUGGACAGGUGAUUUUUGGAGGUGUCGAAAUGGGCCGCAUCAUUCAGAACCCUCCUCAGUUGCCUUUGCCGCCGCCACCGCCACUGCCGCCGCCACAGCCCCAGCCCCAGGGGCCUCUGCAGCUGUCUGUGGUGGACCAUGAGCACCUGCAGAAGUCAGCCAAGGCCCUGCGGCCAGUGCCUCAGCUGGCAGCUGAGGGGGAUGCAGUGGUUUUCAGUGCCCCCCAGGAGGUCCAGGUAGCAAAGAUGAAUCCCCCACCCCCCUACCCAGGAACCAUCCCUGCUGCCCCCACCACAGCAGCACCUCCACCCCCUCUGCCACCACCCCAGCCCCCGGUGGAUGUGUGUCUGAAGAAGGGAGAGUUCUCCCUCUGCCCUCCGGCAGCGCACUACCAGCCUCCCCUAGGCUAUGAAAGGAUCACCACCUUUGACAGCAGUGGCAAUGUGGAAGAAGUGUGCCGGCCUCGCACUCGGAUGCUCUGUUCCCAGAACACCUACACCCUUCCUGGUCCAGGUAGUUCUGCUACCUUGAGACUCACGGCCACUGAGAAGAAGGUCCUCCAACCGUGCACCAGUGCCACUCUGAACCGCCUGACUGUCCCUCGAUACUCCAUCCCCACAGGGGAUCCGCCGCCAUACCCUGAAAUUGCUAGUCAGCUGGCCCAGGGACGGAGUGCUGCUCAGAGACUGGACAGCAGUCUCAUCCAUGCCACCCUCCGAAGGAACAACCGUGAGGUUGCACUUAAGAUGGCCCAGCUGGCUGACAGCUCCCGCCCCCCACUGCAGCCCCUGGCCAAGCCUAAGGGUGGCCCCAGUGGGGCCGUGGCACAGCUCCCAGCAAGGCCCCCACCUGCCCUGUAUACCUGCAGCCAGUGCAGUGGAGCCGGGUCCAGCUCACAGCCAGGUGCAACCCUGGCCCAUGCUAUCAGCACCUCCCCUCUGGCCUCCCAGUCCUCCUACAAUCUGCUGAGCCCUCCGGACACCUCCCGGGAUCGUACUGACUAUGUCAAUUCAGCCUUCACAGAGGACGAAGCCCUGUCCCAGCACUGUCAGCUGGAGAAGCCUCUGAGGCAUCCCCCACUUCCUGAAGCUACUGUCACAGUGAAGCGGCCUCCCCCUUACCAGUGGGACCCUGUGCUGGGUGAGGAUGUUUGGGUUCCUCAGGAAAGGACAGCACAACCUGCAGUGCCCAACCCCUUAAAACUGUCCCCUCUGAUGCUAGGGCAAGGCCAGCACCUGGACGUAGCUCGAGUGCCCUUUGUGUCUCCCAAGUCUCCGUCCAGCCCCACUGCCACCUUCCAGACGGGGUAUGGCAUGGGAGUGCCAUAUCCAGGCAGCUAUAACAACCCCUCUUUGCCUGGAGUGCAGGCUCCAUGCUCCCCUAAAGAUGCCCUGUCGCCAGCACAGUUUGCACAACAGGAGUCUGCUGUUGUUCUUCAGCCAGCGUACCCACCCAGUCUUUCCUAUUGCACCUUGCCCCCCACAUACCCGGGAAGCAGCACAUGCUCCAGUUUACAGCUGCCACCUAUCGCCUUGCACCCUUGGAGUUCCUACAGCACCUGCCCGCCCAUGCAAAAUCCCCAGGGCACUCUCCCCUCCAAGCCCCACUUAGUGGUGGAGAAGCCUCUUGUGUCCCCACCACCUGCUGAGCUCCAAAGCCACAUGGGCACAGAGGUGAUGGUAGAGACUGCAGACAAUUUCCAAGAAGUGCUCUCUCUGACAGAGAGCCCUGUCCCCCAGAGAACAGAAAAGUUUGGAAAGAAGAACCGGAAGCGCCUGGAUAGCCGAGCAGAGGAAGGAAGUGUUCAGGCCAUCACUGAGGGAAAAGUAAAAAAGGAUGCGAGGACUUUGAGUGACUUUAAUUCUCUCAUCUCCAGCCCCCGCCUGGGGAGAGAGAAGAAGAAAGUGAAAAGUCAGAAAGACCAGCUGAAAUCCAAGAAGUUGAACAAGACGAACGAGUUCCAGGACAGCUCCGAGAGCGAGCCUGAGCUGUUCAUCAGCGGGGAUGAGCUGAUGAACCAAGGCCAGGGCAGCAAGAAGGGCUGGAAGAGCAAGCGGAGCCUGCGGACCGCCAGCGAGCUGGAGGAGUUCAAGUGCCGCAAAGCCAGCGAGAAGGAGGACGGGCGGCUGGGCAGCCAGGGCUUCGUGUAUGUGAUGGCCAACAAACAGCCUCUGUGGAACGAGGCCACCCAGGUGUACCAGCUGGACUUCGGAGGAAGAGUGACCCAGGAAUCUGCCAAGAACUUCCAGAUCGAGCUGGAGGGGCGGCAGGUGAUGCAGUUUGGACGGAUUGACGGUAACGCCUACAUCCUAGACUUCCAGUACCCCUUCUCGGCUGUUCAGGCUUUCGCCGUUGCCCUGGCCAAUGUGACUCAGCGCCUGAAGUGAAGAGACAGAUGCAGGAGGAGACGUACCAGGAGCUGUCGGAGGAAGGCAUGCUGCUGCUGCUGCUGCUGCUGCUGCUGCCCAGGAGGAGUGGGGACCGUGCGGGAGAAGCAGCCAGCAGGCCAGGAGGGCGCUGAUCUUAGGCAUGGUCAUUGUCCAGUUACCCUUACUGUCCUCCUUUCUUCUUUGGAUAGAGUGGUGUUUGAAAGCCAAGACUGUGAGCUCUCUUGUGUUCUUCAAGGCAGUGUGGCUUGGCUAUAGAGUGUUUUACUGGUUUACUUUUCCGUGACUAGGACAAGGGCCUUUGGAAAGAAGACAGAAUAGCUUUGAGCCUGCUCUUCUUUUAGACGUAGGGAGCGUGUGUUAGUGUUCAUUCUUCAUGUCAUCUGGCCUCUGUUACCCUUCCAACAUUAUCACUAGCGCAAAACAAAUUUUCUUUCAACACAACCAAAACUCUGGAGGAGUCAGCUUGUCUUGUGGGAGAGGACAGUGCUUAAUUCACACACAUGUGCUGCUCACUAGAAGGUACCUAUAUGAGUGAAGGAAACAUAGGCAAAUGCCUUGUGCUCUGCUGAUGUAAGCCAAGGUGUGACUAUGCGGAGAGACAAUGCCCUUGGAGACAGACCUACAGCACUCUGCAGACACCUGGGUGAGUUGGUGAUACGGCUUGUGCAAGGCUAUUCUCUUCCAAGGAUACUGGUUGGAAACCCCACUAGUUUCUUGACAAAGUCAGAAUCUCAUCUGACUUUGGGAGAAGGUAGGAGCUGUCAGUGGGUAGAUCCAGACUUGGGCAAAGCUGGGCUUAUAUCACAUUCAUCAGAACGGUCCAUCACCAGGUACCUUCACUUGUCAAGAAACCUCCUUUGUUCUCCCUAAUCCUUUGUUUGUUUUAAUCCAGAAUAUUUUACUAUAAACAUCUUUCUCUUUAGGUCUCAUUGCUCUGCCUUUUCCAAAGUGUGAAGGAGACACCACUCCUUCUCUUGGCCACAUUAAAAUUCAGUUGAUUCGAAUGCUUUCCUUCAAUUAUAAGUGUGAUCAAAAUAUUUGUACAUUUCCCAGGAUAUUAAAAGAUAAAGCUAUGGUCAACUCUUUGGGAAAAGCUCCACAGUAUUCUCUACGGGAAAAGGAACCGUCUUUGGGUGUAUAGACUCUACUGGAAGAGGAACCACUGGAAAACCUUGUUAAGACGUCCAACGUAGGUAGUUGGCUGUCUGUACUUCAUUCCACCUGUCUGUAGAGUCUUUGCCCGGUUUCUUCUCCUCGUGGGAGCACACCUUAGGCAAAUGUCCAGACCUUAUAGUAAGAAGCAGUUCACGUUGUGGUUCUUAGCUGUGGUGUUGUUCGUCACCAGAGCACAGGAACUGUCAGCUGGCUUUGACUAAGUCUGGGUUUUAUUUGAAAACUGACAAGUGGAAGAUGCUACAGGAAAUUCUUUUCAGCUGAAACAUUGUGUUUUUGUUUUUUCUUGUGUUUGGUUUAAGAAUUAGAAAAGAAACUGUCUGGUUUCUUGAUCUGGGAAAAUUAAAUGACUUCCCAUUCUUUCCAAAUUCCAAAGAAACACUAACAAGGACUUCUCCCAGCAGAUACUGGAGUUUUCCUAUUAUAGUUUAAAAUAUGGGAGCUGAUUCUCAAGGGUCAGUUUUCCAGCAAGAGUUGAUUAGUCUAUUGGAAAUGACUGUGUUGGUUUACCUACGUUUCUGUAGCUUGAUAAAGGUGUAUCAGUGCUUAUCAUUAGUUGUGCAAUACGGUUGUAGCCUUUCAGUUUAUGAAAUAAUUUAAAUGCAAUUUUCUUUGUUUUGUUGUCUGAGAGAUAGUUAUUUAUCUUGUUCUUUAUAGUAUUCUUGGGAACUAUUUUGUUAACUAUGUAUUGGUGAUUUAUGCCCAUUUCAUUAUUUAUUUAGAAAAAUAGUACCUUUGUAAUGACUUAUUUGGUGGCAAUAUAUUUUGCUGCAAAAAAUAAAGAGAAUAUGACAAGA